ACACCUUAAAGCACGAUCAUUUAGUAGGGUUAAAACAAAAUGAAAGAGGUCGCCAUUUUGCUUGUUUCCCUGUUUACACUGGGCCGGGCGAACUAUGAUCCCAUUUAUGAACACGGAGUUGGAGUUCGGACGUAUCCUCGUCCGUUUGAGUACCUGACGGACAAAGACGUCCCCAAGUCUCUCGACUGGCGAAGUAUUAAUGGCGUCAACUAUGCCAGCACGACCAGAAAUCAACACAUCCCGCAGUUUUGUGGAUCGUGCUGGGCUAUGGCUGCGACCAGUUCCCUCGCCGACAGAAUCAACAUAAAACGAAAAGGAAAAUGGCCGCUCGCUUACCUGUCAGCCCAACACGUGAUAGACUGCGGUAAUGCCGGAAGUUGUCAUGGCGGAAGUGACUUCUCCGUCUACGCCUAUGCCAAGAAAAUGGGGAUUCCUGACGAAACCUGCAACAACUAUCAGGCCAUUGUUCAAAAAUGCGACCCGUUCAACACGUGCGGAACGUGCCACACGUUUGGGGAGUGUGGCCCACUCGCGAAUUACACCACGUGGAAAGUGGGAGACUACGGCAAGGUCAGCGGACGUGCAAACAUGAUGGCAGAAAUAUACAAAAACGGACCAAUCAGUUGUCAUGUUGAAGCUACGGAAGGUCUUGACAAGUAUACUGGAGGGGUGUAUGAAGAAUACAACAUAAAUCCUAAGGUGGACCACAGUGUGUCUGUAGCUGGAUGGGGAAUUGAUGGACGUGGUGUCGAAUACUGGAUUGUCCGAAAUUCGUGGGGCGAGCCGUGGGGAGAGAAGGGCUGGUUUCGGAUCGUGACCAGUGUGUACAAGAACGGCACUGGGAAGAAUUACAAUCUGGGUAUCGAAGACACCUGUAACUACGCCGACCCCAUCAUACCAGCUGGACUAUAACAUAUCACAAAAGAUGAAGAUGCGAGUGAGCUUAACCAUGACACGGUCAGGGGGAGGAGAAGGAGGGGAGUGUUUCCAAAUGUACAGCUAAGGAAAACAGACAAGUGUACUGAAUCGUAAAUAAAUGUG
Gigantopelta aegis is the source of this 1041-nucleotide messenger RNA. Its product is annotated as cathepsin Z-like. Gene Ontology annotation, molecular function: cysteine-type endopeptidase activity. The record is from RefSeq and is a predicted model, not a curated record. The transcript is spliced from 7 exons. NCBI's taxonomy places the organism in Eukaryota, Metazoa, Mollusca, Gastropoda, Neomphalida, Peltospiridae. Bases 40 to 912 code for a protein of 290 amino acids. Gene Ontology annotation, cellular component: lysosome.